UCUUCGCUGGGGGAAGGAAAACUUCCUUGUUGUUGUGACGCUGCGCCAGCAUCUGGAAGUCCCCGGGUGCAGCAGCCGGAGCCACAGCUGGAGCCGGAAAAAAAAUCAAGCUACAUGCCUUGCUAAAACAAGAGAAGAUGUUAUGUUGGGGAUAUUGGUCUUUUGGAUAUCCCGGGGCAAGUAGUGCUUUCCAGACUAUUAUCCCUGAACCAAGGACUAGUGGCUUCAUUCAUGAAAAGAGUGUCAAAGAAGUGGCCUUUGGUGGAAAUCAUUCUGUUUUCUUGCUGGAGGAUGGGGGAGUCUAUACAUGUGGCUUGAUCACCAAGGGACAACUAGGCCAUGAGAGGGAAGGAAACAAACCAGAACAAAUUGACGCUCUGGCAGAUCAGCACAUCGUCCAUGUCGCCUGUGGAGACUCCCACAGCCUCGCCCUCAGUGACCAAGGGCAACUUUAUUCCUGGGGUGCGGGCAGUGAUGGGCAGCUAGGCCUCACCACAGUAGAAGACUCCGUGGCUGUGCCGAGGUUAAUAAAAAAGCUGAACCAGGAGACAAUACUUCAAGUCACGUGUGGCAAUUCCCAUUGUCUAGCUCUUGCAGCCGAUGGGCAGUUCUUUGCUUGGGGACAGAACAACCAUGGGCAGCUCGGACUCGGGAAAGAAUUUCCUUCUCAGUCCAGUCCUCAGCGUGUCAAAUCACUUGAUGGGAUCCCUUUGGCUCAGGUUGCUGCAGGAGGAGCACAUAGCUUCGCCUUGUCUCUCUCAGGAGCAGUAUUUGGUUGGGGGAAAAACACCUCGGGACAGCUGGGACUGAGUGAUGAACGAGACCGGGAGUCUCCAUGCCAUGUGAAGCUCUUAAGGUCACAACAGGUUGUUUAUAUCAGCUGUGGAAAUGAACACACCGCUGUCCUGACAAAGAGUGGAGGGGUGUUCACCUUUGGUGCAGGUUCCUGUGGCCAGCUUGGCCAUGAUUCCUGGAAUAAUGAAGUCAACCCCAGAAGGGUUCUGGAAUUGAUGGGCAGUGAAGUGUCCCAGAUUGCUUGUGGCAGGCAGCACACUCUUGCCUUUGUGCCUUCUUCUGGAAUUAUCUAUGCAUUUGGCUGUGGAACCAAAGGCCAGCUGGGAACUGGGCAAACCUUCAAUCUUAAAUGUCCUUCCCCAGUCAAAGGCCAUUGGGCAGCUCAUAAUGAGCGAUUAUCUAGUAAAGCAGAUGCCUGUACAUAUUAUGUUGUUAAACGUAUCUUCACUGGAGGAGACCAAACUUUUGUGCUUUUCUCUGAAACAGAGAAAUCUCUGCCAGCUGAUGAUUUCCGGACCAUAAAUCAAAGUGACUACACCUAUUCAGUUAAUGAUGAUACAAUAGACAUUUGGAGAGAAAAGCUUUCAGAAAGAAACAGUCCUAAUUCAGUGAAUGAAGUUGUGCAGAUGCUGUCUUCCGCUGCCUGCUGGAAUGGGAGUUUCUUAGAAAAGAAAGUAGAUGAACAUUUUAAGACUAGUCCCAAAAUUCCUGGGAUCGACUUGAAUGCCACCAGGAUGAUGUUUGAUAAGCUAAUGACAUCUCAGCAUUCUACCUUGCUUGACCAGAUCUUGAAGAGCUUUGAAAGCUUUUUGAUCCCUCAGUUGCCCAGCUCCCCACCAGAUGUCGAAGCCAUGAGAAUCUAUCUGAUCCUCCCCGAAUUCCCUCCGUUACAAGACUCAAAGUACUAUGUGACCUUAACACUUCCACUGGCGAUGGCCAUACUGCGCCUGGACAGAAACCCCAGUAAAGUCUUAGAUAACUGGUGGUCUCAAGUAUGCCCAGGACACUUCUUGAAACUUGUAGAUCUUUAUAAAGGCACAGUGGUUUACCUCUUGAAUGGAAGAAAAACAUUACUGAUCCCUGUCUUAUACAGUAGCUACAUCACAGCUGCCCUGAAACUUCUGGAGAAACUUCACAAGGUAAAUCAGAAAGCUAAACAUGUAGAGUAUGACAAAUUCUAUAUCCCAGAGAUUUCCAGUCUGGUGGAUAUUCAGGAAGACUACCUGAUGUGGUUCUUGCAUCAAGCUGGAAUGAAAGUAAGACCAUCCAUCAUACAGGACACUGUGACCCUGUGCUCCUACCCUUUCAUCUUUGAUGCACAAGCUAAGACCAAGAUGCUGCAGACGGAUGCUGAACUGCAGAUGCAGGUGGCCAUCAGCGGAGCCAAUUUACAGAAUGUUUUCAUGCUUCUCACUCUGGAGCCCCUUUUGGCUCGAAGCCCUUUCUUGGUCCUUCAUGUCCGGAGGAGCAACCUGGUUGGCGAUGCUUUGAGAGAACUAAGCAUCCACUCAGAUAUUGACCUGAAAAAGCCUCUGAAGGUGAUCUUUGAUGGCGAGGAGGCGGUUGAUGCCGGUGGAGUCACAAAGGAAUUCUUCCUCCUGCUGCUGAAAGAGCUCCUGAAUCCCAUCUAUGGAAUGUUCACCUGCUACUCGGAAUCGAACUUGCUGUGGUUUUCAGAUACUUGUUUCGUAGAGCACAAUUGGUUCCACCUGAUUGGCAUCAUUUGUGGAUUGGCUAUAUACAACUUUACUGUGGUGGAUCUUCACUUCCCAUUAGCUUUGUACAAGAAACUUCUGAAUGUGAAGCCCUGCUUGGAAGACUUGAAGGAACUUUCUCCCAUGGAAGGAAGGAGUCUUCAACAGCUUUUAGACUACCCUGGGGAAGAUGUUGAAGAAACAUUUUGCCUCUGUUUUACAAUAUGCAGAGAGAGCUACGGAGUGGCAGAGCAGAAGAACCUCAUUGCAGAUGGAGACAAAAUUGCGGUGCAGAAGGACAACAGGCAGGAGUUUGUCGACGCCUAUGUAAAUUACAUCUUCAACCUGUCAGUGCAUGAGUGGUACAUGGCUUUUGCAACUGGCUUCCUCAAGGUGUGUGGAGGGAAGGUUCUAGAACUCUUCCAGCCAACUGAGUUGAGGGCCAUGAUCGUCGGAAGCAGCAACUACAACUGGAAAGAAUUGGAGGAGAGUGCGAUUUACAAAGGAGAUUACUCUGCGACUCACCCAACAGUGCAAAUUUUCUGGGAGACCUUUCACGAGUUUCCUCUGGAAAAGAAGAAGAAGUUUCUUUUGUUUCUGACAGGCAGUGACCGCAUCCCCAUCUAUGGCAUGUCCAGUUUGCGCAUUGUCAUCCAGUCCACAUCCAGCGGGGACCAGUAUUUGCCCGUGGCUCACACCUGUUACAACCUUCUCGACCUGCCCAAGUACAGCAGCAAAGAGAUCCUGAGCACGCGACUGACGCAAGCCAUCGACCACUACGAGGGCUUCAGCUUGGCUUAAGGGAGAGUGUCUAUACAGGCACUUCGGUAUAGAAAGAAAAUAUUGUCUUGUUUUUAUUUUUGUAAGGAAAUGAGACAAAAAUACUCAGUGGAAAAGAAUAUAGGAUAACCCACCCAGCAAAGUUCAGUCCACCUCCCUUGGGAUUUCAGCUUCAAAGUUUUCAACCUAUUGAGCAAAACCUGUUGGAACUUCUUUUACAUUUACCGGCUGAUUUUUUUUUUUUAAAGGCUUGUGUUUUCUCCCACCUCUUCAACUCAAGUUAAAAAACAUACUUUCAGUAUUUUGAGAUAUCUUUACCUUUUCCAAAGAUGGACUGGGAUAGCCCAGAUGAAAGCUUUUCACCCUCCUUCCAUCCUUCCUUCCUAGUAACUACAGUUGUGAAAUUUCUUUCCUUCCCUUAUAAUUGUGGGAUGACACACUCUCUCCCCAGGUACUUCAGUUCCUGUGUACACAGGUAAUUCAAGAAGUGCUUUCCUUGUUUCUUAAUGAUACCAGAUAACUGUGUACUUCAUAUAAUCUGAAGAUCAUUUCUCUCACACCAAGAUCAGCACUGGAAGGAGGAGGACAAAUGAAAAUUUUCUGUUACGCUCUUUUCUAUAUUUUUCCCCAUUGGUGCUUCCCGUGGAAAAAAAAAAAGAAGAAAUGGCAUAAAUUCUUUACCUUCUGUUUGGCCAAGUGAAUUUCAGCACUUUGCACAUAAGGAGAUAAAAGGAAACAAAGAUCCUGUGGACUUGGGUGACAAUCCCGAGGACCUUUAUGUUUUUGUAAGGGGAUAUAUGUGUGUUUGAAUGCAGUAUUAUUCCAUUUGCCAAAUUCUGACCAGUGAUGGGACACAUGCAGCAGGCCCACAGAUACAGUCUGUAUCUUCCUUCUGACCCUGAUGUGCAUGCAGUUGGAAUUCUUUGCAGAACACUACUGAAUUCUUGUACCUUCCCCCCACACACCAGCCUGCCCAUCCCUAGCCAGGUAGGCAUCGCGUCCAGCAUCCUGUUGCACACCUUGGUGUCAGCCUUGAGAAGAGGCCCAUCUCUGCUUCCCAAAGGGAGAGGCAGGACCCAGGCAGCCUUCGUUCUGCUGGAGGUCAGGGAAGCUACCGCUUCUGAUAUCUCUUCCUUUCAACCUGUCUUCCCAAAGAGCCUGUUUCCCACAGGUGCCCAUGAUGUCUCUUAAAUUUAAGUCUCACUAUGGACAAAUGGAUUUAUUUAUAAAACGGGGUUGUAGUCAGUGAUAGGCUUCAGUGCAAGAAACCCCUUGAGUCAGUCAUAACUCACUAAUUUUGGUGGGUCUAAGGAGGACUAACAUGGGCUGCAGCCACUGGACUGUGCCCAGCAAAAGCUGGUCCUAAGUCUCGAGAAAAACAAUGGAAUGAGCCAGCCAGAUCAGGAUUAUGGUGGAAGCAAAGGAUUAAAUUCCCACCUACUCUGGUCCCCAUUCAACUCAGCCCUUUCCCUCAAUCCCUGCUAAUAAUUAGUUUCUGUUUAAAAAGAUCAGCUCUGCAAGGUGGCUUUUACUCACAGUUCAUCUCUGGUGGAAUUGGAACUUCAGUAUUGAUAUUCCUUUUAACCAUAACAUUGAACUGAAUUAUGCACCUCCCUGAUGAAAAAGCUAGGAAGACAUCAGGGGCUUUAAAAAAAUGAACACCUUGAUUUGCUACUUGGGUAGCUGCUCAGGCUCUUUCUACUAUGGCAUUCAAUACAGCUCUAUCAAAUGUUUAUUUUCUAUGUGUUUGUACAUAGCCCAAUAUUAUGCAAUAAAUGUAAUGUUUCUGUCA
Molecule: messenger RNA, 5061 nt
Organism: Varanus komodoensis (Komodo dragon)
Lineage: Eukaryota; Metazoa; Chordata; Lepidosauria; Squamata; Varanidae
Product: probable E3 ubiquitin-protein ligase HERC3
Exons: 25
Coding region: 138-3290 (1050 amino acids)
Molecular function (GO): ubiquitin-protein transferase activity
Source: RefSeq, a predicted model, not a curated record